Sphenostylis stenocarpa is the source of this 2901-nucleotide messenger RNA. NCBI's taxonomy places the organism in Eukaryota, Viridiplantae, Streptophyta, Magnoliopsida, Fabales, Fabaceae. The record is from the annotation of a GenBank genome assembly.
AUGAACCAUCAUCCCUUCAUCACCCUCUUAUCUACUAUACUCAUCGUUUGCACCACCACCGUCUCACUCUCACAGGUUAUCAACACCAGUAGCAGCACCAAGAACCAGUCACAGUUUUUCUCUCUCAUGAAGAUGUCUCUCUCGGGGAAGUACCCUAUGGAUUGGGACGCUGGGAAAUCCGUGUGUGGCUUCACCGGAGUUACCUGCAAUACCAAAGGUGAGGUUAUCAGCCUCGACCUUUCAGGUUGGUCAUCACUUUCGGGAAAGUUCCCAUCGGAUACAUGCUCUUACCUCCCAGAGUUACGUGUUCUCCGCCUCGGCCACGCCAGGUUCAAGUUCAACGUGGACACCAUCCUUAACUGUUCCCACUUGGAAGAGCUUAACAUGAACCACAUGUUCCAGACCGGCACACUCCCUGAUUUCUCUUCCUUGAAAUCUCUCAGGAUUCUCGACUUGUCCUACAACGUCUUCACAGGCCAGUUCCCCAUGUCAGUGUUCAACCUCAUCAAUCUCGAGGUUCUAAACUUCAAUGAAAACGGAGGCUUCAACCUGUGGCAGUUACCUGCAGAUAUUGACAGGUUGAAAAAUCUCAAGUCCAUGGUGCUGACAACGUGCAUGGUGCAUGGUCAAAUCCCUGCAUCCAUAGGGAACAUAACCUCCCUCGUCGAUCUUGAGCUGAGUGGGAAUUUUCUCACGGGACAAAUUCCGAAAGAGCUUGGUCAGCUGAAGAACCUUCAACAACUUGAGCUUUACUAUAAUUACCAUCUCGUUGGGAACAUUCCAGAGGAGUUGGGGAACCUCACGGAGCUCGUGGAUUUGGAUAUGUCAGUGAACAAGUUCACUGGGAGUAUCCCUGCGUCGGUGUGUAGGCUUCCAAAGCUUCAAGUCUUGCAGCUCUACAACAACAGCCUCACAGGAGAAAUCCCAGGUGCGAUUGAAAACUCAACAGCUUUGAGAAUGUUGUCUCUCUACGACAACUUCCUUGUAGGACAGGUUCCCAAGAAACUGGGACAGUACUCUGGAAUGUUAGUUCUUGACUUGUCGGAGAACAAGUUUUCUGGUCCGUUGCCAACCGAGGUUUGCAAGGGAGGUACGCUAGAGUACUUUCUCGUUCUGGAUAACAUGUUUUCUGGAGAGAUACCACAGAGUUAUGCGAACUGCAUGAGGCUCUUGAGGUUUAGAGUAAGUAACAACCGUUUGGAGGGUUCCAUUCCCGCGGGACUUCUUGGUUUGCCACACGUUUCAAUCAUUGAUUUGAGUAACAAUAACUUGACUGGUCCGAUUCCCGAGAUUAACGGGAAUUCUAGAAACCUGUCCGAACUGUUCCUUCAGAGGAACAAGAUUUCAGGUGUCAUAACUCCCACAAUAUCACGAGCCAUAAGCCUGGUCAAGAUAGAUUUCAGUUACAACCUUUUGUCUGGUCCAAUCCCUUCCGAAAUAGGCAACCUCAGAAAGCUUAAUUUGCUUAUGUUGCAAGGGAACAAGCUGAAUUCUUCCAUCCCUGGUUCACUCUCUUCAUUGGAGUCUCUCAACCUUCUUGAUCUCUCCAACAAUCUUUUAACAGGGAGCAUUCCUGAAAGCCUCUCUGUGCUGCUACCAAACUCAAUUAAUUUCUCGCACAAUAUGCUUUCGGGUCCAAUUCCUCCCAAAUUGAUCAAAGGAGGUUUGGUGGAAAGUUUUGCAGGAAAUCCGGGUUUGUGUGUCUUACCGGUGUAUGCUAAUUCAUCGGAUCGAAACUUCCCUAUAUGUGCAAGUCCCUACAAGAGAAAGAGGAUCAACACCAUCUGGAUAGCUGGGGUGUCAGUGGUUUUGAUCUUUAUUGGGUCUGCCUUGUUUCUCAAACGUCGGUGCAGUAAAGACACUGCUGCAGUGGAACAUGAGGAGACACUGUCUUCUUCGUUCUUCUCUUAUGAUGUUAAGAGCUUCCACAAGAUCUCUUUCGAUCAAAAGGAGAUCGUUGAGUCGUUGGUGGACAAGAAUAUAAUGGGGCAUGGAGGGUCUGGGACAGUGUACAAGAUUGAAUUGAAAAGUGGUGAUAUUGUCGCAGUGAAGAGGCUGUGGAGUCGGAAGUCCAAGGAUUCGACUCCAGAGGAUCGGUUGUUUGUGGACAAGGCAUUGAAGGCAGAGGUGGAGACCUUAGGAAGCAUAAGACACAAGAACAUAGUGAAACUGUACUGCUGCUUCUCCAGUUUCGACUGUAGCUUGUUGGUUUAUGAGUACAUGCCAAAUGGUAAUCUUUGGGAUUCCCUGCACAAGGGUUGGACCCUUUUGGAUUGGCCUACUCGUUAUAAAAUUGCAUUGGGGAUUGCACAGGGUUUAGCAUACCUCCACCAUGAUUUGCUUCUCCCUAUUAUCCAUCGAGACAUCAAGUCAACAAAUAUCCUGUUGGAUGUUGAUUACCAGCCCAGGGUUGCAGACUUUGGGAUUGCCAAGGUUUUGCAAGCAAGAGGAGUGAAGGAUUCCACAACAACUGUCAUUGCAGGAACAUAUGGUUACUUAGCCCCAGAAUUUGCAUAUUCAUCAAGGGCCACCACCAAGUGCGACGUGUACAGUUUUGGGGUGAUUUUGAUGGAACUGUUAACUGGGAAGAAGCCCGUGGAGGCAGAGUUUGGAGAGAACAGAAAUAUUGUUUUCUGGGUUUCCAACAAAGUAGAAGGCAAGGAAGGGGCAAGACCAAGCGAGGUGUUUGACCCGAGGUUAUCAUGUUCAUUCAAGGAUGACAUGAUCAAAGUGUUGCGGGUGGCCAUUCGCUGCACCUACAAAGCCCCAACAAGUAGACCGACCAUGAAAGAGGUUGUUCGGCUUCUGAUUGAGGCAGAGCCACGCGGUUCCGAUUCUUGCAAGUUGUCGACCAAAGAUGUAUCAAAUGUCACCGUAGUAAAGAAACCAAGUGAGUUAUAA